AUCUGAACAACUAGAAAUCAUGAUGAAAGUUGUCGUUGCAUUGCUCGACAACCUCAAGCUUCUUCGCUCAAAUCCGUCGCCAUGAAUAUCGCCUACAACUCCGCCUUGCGGCAAAGCAAGUCUCUCCGCGCAGAGCUCUCCAAUCUCAACAACAAACCUCAAGCAUCUCCCUCCGAAAUUGGCAACGUGUCCGCCUCAAUCGCUUCUUUCACCAAGACCCUCGAUGAAUACCAAUCCCUCGCCCGUCAGGAGAUCGUUCCCAAGAAACAAGAAGAAGGCUUUGAGCGAGUAAAGAGGUUCCGCGAAGAUCUCUCCGACUUUCGAACGCAAGUCGACUCACUGAAGAAAGUUCGUGAUGAUGCUCAACACCAAGCAAAUCGCACAGAACUUCUUGGUCGAAGACCGUAUAAUGCUACACCCGAGAACCCUUAUGCGAACGCUACAACAACAAACACGCACUCUGCGUUCCAGCCUCGACACCCACCUCAAGCGAGCGCCUUGACAACAGGCUCACCAGAUGAGAUGCGCGAGGCACAUGCGUUUAGGGAGCAGAACUUUUUCGCAAACACAAACCAAGCGCUAGAUGACUACAUUGCGCGUGGACAGGCUGUACUGGGUGACCUGGGCCAGCAACGCGAGAUGCUCAAGAGUACCCAGAAGCGACUCUACAACGUCGCCAACACCCUUGGCGUAAGCGGUGAUACGAUCCGUAUGGUGGAGCGACGGGCAAAGGAGGACAAAUGGAUCUUCUUUGCGGGCGUGGUGAUAUUUUUCUUGUUCUGUUGGCUGGUGCUCCAUUUCUUGCGGUAGAAAAGAAGCCGAAUUGGGUCGUUAUUUGGGAGAGGAAUGUCACAGAAAUGUACGCUUAGGGGCAUCAGCGCGGCGCAUGGAGUUUUUUUCUCUUUUGAGUGUCUUGUGUUGUUCUUUUGCUUGUAUCAUACCACGCCAAGUCAACAUGUUCUUGUCUGAAGCACUAUGCUACUCGUCAUCGCCGUCGCCUUCUUUUAGUGCUACUGUGAACAGUACAUCCUUGUCCGUCGUCACUGACACGACUUGUGACUCGGGCAGGAUAUGAUUGCUAGUGCUCAGCUUGCCACCGAUCUCAGAAUGCCAGUUCUCGACGUCCCACUCGAAACCCUUUGUCGUAAUGUUGGCAGCCUCUUUGAGAGGGAUGAUACCAACGUGCUUGCCGAAGACAUCUUCCUCUCCCUCCUCUCGGACCUGGAUCUGAUGGCUGCCAGCCUUAAGCAGGAAUGUCAAACUUGAGCCGGAGAGAAGAAAGAGUCGACCUGUCGCAUAAUCGGGGUCGUUUUGGAAAAGGUACAGGUGGUGAAGCUGAGAAAGACCCUGGUCGACACGGCCCCCGAUACCCCCAAGUGCGACGAUGUCGAUGCCUUCGGGGUAUUCUUUGCGAAUCCAGUUGAUAGCCUUUGCAAAGUCGGUCGACUCUUGGUCAGCGUCGUGGAUGACGGUCGCAGGGGAGGGUUGCGAUGAGUAGAAAUCGCGGACUUGUGGGGUGAGAGAAUCGAGGUCGCCAAUGAUGAGUUGAAGGUUAGACUGUAGAAUCAGCAAAAUGUCGAACAUUGCCGUCCACGACCAGUAUCAUAACG
This is a messenger RNA of Fusarium odoratissimum NRRL 54006, 1610 nucleotides long. Its product is annotated as isopenicillin-N N-acyltransferase. The record is from RefSeq and is a predicted model, not a curated record. The transcript is spliced from 2 exons. Bases 82 to 810 code for a protein of 242 amino acids. Gene Ontology annotation, cellular component: ER to Golgi transport vesicle membrane; endoplasmic reticulum membrane; Golgi apparatus. Gene Ontology annotation, biological process: endoplasmic reticulum to Golgi vesicle-mediated transport; vesicle fusion. NCBI's taxonomy places the organism in Eukaryota, Fungi, Ascomycota, Sordariomycetes, Hypocreales, Nectriaceae. Gene Ontology annotation, molecular function: SNAP receptor activity; SNARE binding.